Molecule: messenger RNA, 4193 nt
Organism: Amphiprion ocellaris (clown anemonefish)
Lineage: Eukaryota; Metazoa; Chordata; Actinopteri; Pomacentridae
Gene: top3a
Product: DNA topoisomerase III alpha
Exons: 19
Coding region: 302-3388 (1028 amino acids)
Biological process (GO): DNA topological change
Cellular component (GO): nucleus; chromosome
Molecular function (GO): zinc ion binding; DNA topoisomerase type I (single strand cut, ATP-independent) activity; DNA binding
Source: RefSeq, a predicted model, not a curated record
CAGUCUUUGACAGGCAGGCGCGGGUUUUGUAAACAGCUAACUGCAGUACUGUCGAUGUCACGUCUUGAAAGUUUUCAGUUCGCAAUUUUUAAAGUGUUUUUACUACUUUUCUCUUUCGUCAUUAUCUUCUUUGUGGGGAGUGAGGUUAUUCAGCAGAUGACUACUUCUUUUUAUCUUUUAGUAAAUGUUUCUAGGAGCGCUUAACAUGACUUCAGCUAGCAUGGUCAGCUAACAUGUCACCCACAGCGGCAGUGAAGCUACUAGCUGGAGGACCGGUUGCUUCAUGUGAGGGCGGCCAAGCAUGCUAGUACUGCACCUGCUCGGGAGAUCUUUGCUUCGAUCGGGAUUACAGCGGCCAGGGGUCCAGCGGAGGUGUUUCUGUGCGGCACAGAGCGGCAGGUGUCCGGACACACCGCAGGAGACAGAAAUGAUCCGGAGCCGGGCUCAGAUCAAGAAGGUCCUCUGUGUGGCGGAGAAGAACGAUGCAGCUAAAGGCAUCUCCGAGAUCAUGUCCGGCGGCAGGGCUACGAGGAGGGAAGGAAUGUCAAAGUUUAAUAAAAUCUAUGAGUAUGAAUAUCAUCUCUUCGGUCAGAAUGUGACGGUUUCCAUGACAUCAGUAUCAGGUCAUUUGCUGGGCCUGGAGUUCAAAGCACCGUUCCAGAAAUGGCACAGCUGCAAUCCUGUGCUGCUGUUUGAUGCAGAGGUGGAGAAGUAUUGUCCCAACAACAUGAUCCAAAUCAAGCAAACGCUAGAGAAGGAGGUGAGGCAGUGCCAGGCCUUGGUCGUGUGGACGGAUUGUGACAGGGAGGGAGAAAACAUCGGGUUUGAAAUUAUAGACGUUUGCAAAGCAGUGAAGCCAAAUUUACAGGUCUUUCGGGCCAAAUUCUCUGAGAUCACACCCAACUCAAUUCGGAGAGCUUGCGAAACUCUGAUGGAGCCAGAUGCUAACAUCAGUGAUGCUGUUGAUGUCCGCCAGGAGCUGGACCUGCGAAUAGGUGCAUCCUUUACCCGAUUCCAGACGCUUCGCCUGCAGAAGAUCUUUCCAGAGUCCCUCGCCAAUCAGUUAAUCUCGUACGGCAGCUGUCAGUUUCCCACUUUGGGCUUUGUAGUGGAGCGGUUCAAAGCUAUCCAGGCCUUCAUACCAGAGACCUUCUACAAGAUCAAAGUGCUGCAUGAGGUAGAGGAGGACACUGUGGAGUUCAGUUGGAAAAGAAACCGUCUCUUCAGUCACACGGCUUGUCUGGUUCUCUAUCAGAUCUGCAUGGAGGAUCCCAUAGCAACAGUCACCUCAGUAACCAGCAAACCCAAGAGCAAAUGGAGGCCGCUGCCUUUGGACACUGUGGAACUGGAGAAACUGGCAUCUCGGAAGCUAAAAAUCAGUGCCAAAGAGACCAUGAAAAUUGCAGAAAAACUCUAUACCCAAGGGUUUAUCAGCUAUCCCCGCACAGAGACCAACAUCUUUCCUGCAAACCUGUCUCUCGGCCCCCUGGUGGAGCAGCAGACACAAAGCCCAGCAUGGGGGACGUUCGCCCAGCGGGUGCUGGACCAGCCGGGGGGUCCCAACCCACGGCAGGGCAAGAACUCUGACCAAGCCCACCCUCCCAUACACCCCACCAAGUACACCGGCACGCUGCAGGGCAAUGAAGGACGCGUGUACGAGUUCAUUGUCCGGCACUUCUUAGCAUGUGUAUCCCAGGAUGCUUUGGGGCAGGAGACUGUGGUGGACAUAGACAUCGCUCAGGAGAAGUUCUCCGCCUCUGGACUCAUGAUCAUUGCAAGGAACUACCUGGAUGUUUACCCGUAUGACAAGUGGAACACCAAGUUGAUCCCAGUGUAUGAACAAGAAUCCCAGUUCCAGCCCUCUGCUAUUGAGAUGGUGGACGGACAGACGAGUCCUCCUCAGCUGCUCACUGAAGCCGACCUCAUAUCGCUGAUGGAGAAGCAUGGCAUUGGCACAGAUGCAACCCAUGCAGAGCACAUUGAGACUAUAAAGAGCCGCAUGUAUGUGGGCUUGACAGCUGACCAGAGAUUUCUCCCUGGAGAACUUGGCAUGGGACUGGUGGAGGGUUACAAUUCCAUGGGCUAUGAGAUGUCAAAACCAAACCUACGUGCUGAACUGGAGGCGGACCUUAAGCUGGUGUCAGAGGGCAGGAAAGACAAACAGAACGUGCUGCAGCACCACAUCCAGAAGUACAAGACCGUCUUCAUUGAGUCUGUCAGGAAGGCAAAAAAGUUAGAUGAAGCUCUGUCACCGUAUCUGGGUGCAGCUCAGGAGAUCACUGAGGAACAGGAACAGGACAUGGAGAUCCUGCUGCCGGUGAGAAAGUGCCCGAACUGUGGUCGGGACAUGGUGCUGAAGAAGAAGAGGGAAGGAAACAGUAAAUACUUGUCAUGUGUGGGCUACCCAGCCUGUAAGACGGCAGUGUGGUUUCCUGACAUGGUGCUGGAGGUCAGCAGAGACGACAGCGUUUGUCCCACCUGUCGGCCACAUCCCAUACACAUGUUGAAAUUUAAGUUCCGCAGGGGCACCCUCCCACCCAUGAUGCCACUGGAAUUCGUCGGCUGCAUUGGUGGAUGCGAUGAGAUGCUCCGAGAGGUGCUCGACCUGAAAUACCACAGAGCAGGUGGAGGAGGUGGUGGUGGAGCAGUGGGUAGAGGUGGCGGAGGGGAAGGAAGAGGAGGUGACCCUCGUCCACCCCCUCCGAGGCCCCCCAGACAGGAACCGCCCAGAGCCCCAAGUUCCAAUCCUCACCCUGUCCACUCCUGGACUCCACAGCCAAGACCUCCAACAGGCGGCAGCGGCAUGAGUGCAGACCCCAACGGUGAUAUGAUUGUGUGUAACUGUGGUCAGGAAGCUCUCCUUCUGACGGUGCGCAAAGAUGGUCCCAACCAGGGUCGGCAGUUCUACAAGUGCAACGCUGGAAGCUGCAAUUUUUUUCUGUGGGCGGAUCAACCGGCUCAGCAGGGGGCACCACAGAGCCGAGGACUUCCCUCCCAGCCUCGGAGGCCAUCUCUGGGGAUCAGAAACACAUCUCGGGGAGGCAGAGGGCAGGAAGUGGGUGCACUUGCAGGACAGGUGAUGUGCAACUGCAAUGACAUAGCCGUGACACGUACGGUGCAGAAGGACGGUCCGAACAAGGGAAGAAUGUUCCACACAUGUGGGAAACCAAGAGAGCAGCAGUGCGGCUUCUUCCAGUGGGCUGAUGAGAAUGUACCUCCACCAGGGGGCUUCGGUGGUGGAUUUAGCGGUGAUGGAGGCGGAGAGAGGAGGGGGAGGAAGAUAACGGGACAUGGCAUCGCUAACAAACCGCCCGCCGCUAAGAAACCUCGCACCUGCGGCAUCUGCCACGUGCAAGGACACACCCGAGUCACCUGUCCUCAGCGGUGACCCAUACUCUGAAGCUGCUUGCUGUUAAAGAAGGUUAUUGUGUCGCAGAUUUUAUUUUCAAAUAUACACAGACUGUUCCUCCUCACAUGGAGAGGACGUCCUCUACUUCUGGGAUGCAAAAAAAUGAACCCAGAUACUGUGGCUUUCCUGUGAGGUGACAUUUUAACAGCUUUUCAUGCAGCUGUAGUGUGUUUGUUCACUAUGAAUGACUCUUUUUGGUCCCUCGAAAGAAUGACGUUUUAGUGUAAAAUUAACCUUUUCUCCAUCUGCCUGCACCACCAAAGCUUUACUAACUAACAUGUUUGUUUAAUCUGUACAAAAACAGAAGUAUUUGAAGGAACACUAGACCUCUAAAGAUGCCCAGGGGGAAUCCAUACAAGUUUAGAAGUUUAUGGUGGACUGUUUGACCAAUCACAUUUCCUACUUCCUCACUCCCAACUUUCAUUUUACUGCUUAGUACAGCAUAAAAAAAGACACGCAUGUUUCGCUGCUAGAGGAAAAAUCACUGAGCACGAGGAGAGAUGCAGCAGCACAGCACACAACGAGAUAUCGAACUACUUUUAAAACUUGUAGGUGUUUGUAACCACAGUAACCUGAAAAUGUUCAACAGUUAAUUGGAAAUUUGCUCGACUGACCUUGGAUCAAAUUAUUCCCUUGUCAGUUGUAUUGCUGCGUAUUCACAGUCCUGACAGCCUGACUGAGAUCAUCUGGAGGAGGAGGAUUCUGUCUCCGAAGCGGCGCUGUAAUUUGCACACAGCUUACAAGUAAUUAAUGGUGUAAUAAAUAGUAUCUAUUAACAUACUGA